This is a messenger RNA of Malania oleifera, 1543 nucleotides long. Its product is annotated as probable proteasome inhibitor. Lineage: Eukaryota; Viridiplantae; Streptophyta; Magnoliopsida; Santalales; Ximeniaceae. Gene Ontology annotation, biological process: proteasome-mediated ubiquitin-dependent protein catabolic process. Gene Ontology annotation, molecular function: endopeptidase inhibitor activity; proteasome binding. The record is from RefSeq and is a predicted model, not a curated record. The transcript is spliced from 9 exons. Bases 215 to 1126 code for a protein of 303 amino acids.
AAAAGUAGGUUCCCUUGCCAGCCCAUGGUAGCAUCCGGAUUCCUUCAGUAGCGUGUAGAGCAGAGCAUUCGUGGUCUUCCGAAGGUAGCUUGAUAACCAAGUCACCGCUUCCCACUCCCGGUGCGCAGGUUAAACUUUUGAAAAUUGCUCCCUUCGGAUUCCGUAGGAACCCUAGUCGGGAAUCGAAGAAAGAAUCAUCGGAUCGACGGAGGAAAUGAAAGCUGAUGAAAAAACAGUGAUGACCCUAAUUAGGGCAUCGAGGCCAUCUUUCAGAAACGAUCACGACAAGAUUGCUUUCGCCGUUCAUGCUACCUUUCUCGCCUCCGGCUACGUCCUCACGGCCACUGGAACCCCCGCUUUCUCCAAUUCUGCUCUUUCUUCAACCUCUUCCGAUGAGGUGGGAAUUGAUCACUGGAACCAGCAAGAUGGAGAGUAUGCAUUUGUCUACACAAACCCCGAAAAAGAUUCAAAGAAAGUGUUGUUGAAGUGCAUUGUCAUGAACAAUAAAUUGCUAGUUGAUGCUUUGUGCGAGGGUGGUUCUGAGCCUGUACAUCUUGAAAUCAAUGUUGAGGACUAUGUUGGGGAAAACAAUGGGCCCAAUUAUGCUACACAGUUCAAGAAUUUGGAUAAGCUUGUGAAGAGCUUGCAAAAGGAAAUAUUUUCUAAAAUGCAUAAUUUUUCAACCGGCCGUCCAUCUGAUAAACCUUCAAGUUCUAGAACAAGAGAAGAAUCCAGACAUAACCCAGUAGAGCCUGGUGUGGGACUUACUGAGCCUCAAGGCCCCCAAAUUUAUCCCUCAAGAGUUGUAUAUCCUCCUGUUUAUCCACUUGGUAGCAGUGAUCUUUUACCUGGUCCUGGCGCUGGGAUGUACCCUAUCAGGGGUGAUUUUGGCAGGGGAGGUGGCAUGCUUCUAGGACCUAAUGAUCCUAGUUGGUUUGGAGGGAUAGGUGGAGGACCUACUUUACCUGGACCACCAAUUAUCCCACCAGGCGUUCGUUUUGAUCCCUAUGGUCCACCUGGUGUUCCUGGUUUUGAGCCUCAACGAUACACUAGGAAUCCACAGAGACCUGCAAGGGGAACUCAUCCAGACUUGGAGCAUUUUGGUAGUGGGUCUGAUUAUAUAUAGUGCUUCCCCUUUCUCUCUCCCCUCCCUGCCCUGUUGCUUUUUUUUUUUUUGACCUUCCGUUCUUCCCUGCACCCCUCCAUGUGGAAGGAAAAGGCAAAAAACAUAAAGAAUGGCUGGUUCUUCUUCAAAGUCUCUUGCUUAUAGGAUGUUCGAUAUAUAUGUAUUUUGCAAAUAAAAAAGGUGUUCUAUUAGCCAUUUUAGAUUGGGUGCAGCAUUUUGAUUAAGGGUUCUGCCGCAAAUGGAGCAUCUUUGUGCUGAAAGCCUCUCUUUCUGCUCUCGUCUGCUGCGGCAAAUGCAGAGAGGCUGCUUAGCAGGAUAAGUUGAGGGCUCUUACGCUUCUGCUGGAGUCGGGAGGAUGUAAAUUUUAAGCCUUCAAAUUUGUGACUUGUAAAUUUCUAUUUUAAGCGUUUAUUAAAA